UAAAAUGUCUAAUCCAGCAUUAAAUACAUUUUAUUCAUUAUCUACUAUUGGAAUUUCAAUACUUUUAAUUAUGGGUUUUUAUUAUAUGUUUACUGGGCAAGGUGAUCGUUUUGAUAUUGCAUGGUUUUUGACUGAGACGCCUCCUCAUAUGUGGGCUGGUAUUGGCAUCGCAGCUUCCCUUUCUCUUUCUGUUAUUGGAGCUGGAUGGGGAAUUUUCACAACUGGAGCAUCAAUUUUGGGUGGAGGAGUCAAAGCGCCACGAAUUCGAACAAAGAAUUUGGUUUCGAUUAUUUUUUGUGAAGCAGUAGCAAUUUUUGGAAUUAUUAUGGCCUUUGUUUUUGCUGGAAAAUUUGCGCCUUUUGAUCGAAAUACUGCCACUAAAGAAGUUCUAGCCAAAAACCUCGCUGCUGGAUAUGCAAUUUUUGGCGGUGGAUUGACUGUUGGAUUUAGUAAUUUAGUUUGUGGAUUGGCUGUUGGAAUUGUUGGUUCUGGUGCUGCACUUGCAGAUGCAGCAAAUCCAGCAUUAUUUGUUAAAAUUUUGAUAAUUGAAAUUUUUGCUAGUGCUAUUGGACUUUUUGGUAUGAUAAUUGGAAUUGUACAGACAAACAAAUUCACACUUGGAAUGACUUAA
Messenger RNA from Meloidogyne enterolobii, 631 nucleotides. The record is from the annotation of a GenBank genome assembly. NCBI's taxonomy places the organism in Eukaryota, Metazoa, Nematoda, Chromadorea, Rhabditida, Meloidogynidae.